UCAAUGAAUCUUAGCGCCGAGCGCUAUCGGUUCUAAUUUUGACUUCAAUACAUCUUGAGCCGAAUAUACUUUCGUCUCACACAACACCAAGGCAUUAACUUCAACUCAAACAUUACGAUGGCUGCCAUAUCACCAGGACUCGUCUCAGCCAUGGAUGUGAUUGGCAAGAGAGAUGAUGAAGAGAUUUGGUAUCACAGCCCGUUUGCUGCGAAGCUUUGCAGUUGCAUUAUCGAAAUCACGACCGCUUGUGUGCUAUCCAGCUUCAUCACGCUGCGUGCGGUGAGAGUCAGAAGGAAGGGCUGGCAUAACUUACCGUGGAUCAUCUGGCUCGUUUUUCUCAUUUACGGAACAUCACUGGCAUAUUCGGUCUCUGCCCUCAUCAUGCAGUUCGUGGUAGGAAAUGGUACGAGCAAAGCAACCUGCAGAGCAACAGCACUUCUAUGCCCCAUUAUCUACAUGGGAAGCAAGAUUUUCAUCUUCCUGUUUCUUGUGGAUCGUGCACACGUCAUUCGCAGUACUAGAAAACCAAGACUGAGAUCUAAGUUGUAUCUCUGGAAUAUUUUCCUGGUCAUUGGCAUCUACGGGACGAUUAGCAGCUACAAUAUUGCAGAUACUGUCUGGGAUUUGUAUGGUGGUGGUUGUCGCAUCUACUUUCGCUGGCAAUCGAUGAUACCACUCAUUGCAAUAGAUCCUAUUGCCACUGUUUACCUGACCAUUUUGUUCUUGCAGCCACUCUGCAGAACAUAUUCGCUGCGCUGGCUACCCUCCACCACCGGUUUCCGUUACUUUCAUCCCGUGGCUCAUUCAACCAACCAUCCAAACCGUAGGCUUCGGCAACUGGCGAAGAGAACCAUCAUCGGUUCGAUAGCCACAAUGGGCAGCAGUCUACUUAACUGCAUUACCAUAGUGGGUUUGCGGGGGGAGGUUGCGUGGCUUUGCAUGAUGUGUUGCACAAGCGAUAUUCUAUUCUCAGCUAUCGUCAUUCAUUGGAUGAUGAACAGCAGCAGUACUGGCACCCGUGAGGCAACGGAGGAUAGCAGUACCAAGACCUCUACCAGAGCUCUGUGUCAGCAGCGGCCUUCUCCUCCUGUCGUCGCCUCUCCUCGCCCGAUUCACGUAUUGCCCAGCCUACGAAGUCAUUACUCGGCAGGAGUGUAAAUCCAACGAUGGAUAGUGUGAAGUAUGGAGUCACAUAAGCCCUCACUUUCUUAAUCAAUUCCAAUUGAAUUGAGCUCAUAGGUGCGGUGCCGAAUGGCUUGAGGAUUUCUGGCAUCUUUCAUUCUGCCUAGGUCGUCU
Messenger RNA from Colletotrichum acutatum, 1296 nucleotides. RefSeq lists its product as uncharacterized. NCBI's taxonomy places the organism in Eukaryota, Fungi, Ascomycota, Sordariomycetes, Glomerellales, Glomerellaceae. Bases 118 to 1158 code for a protein of 346 amino acids. The record is from RefSeq and is a predicted model, not a curated record. The transcript is spliced from 10 exons.